AUGAAGUACAAUACUCUCCUGUACUUUUACCUCAUGGUGCUAUCUACACUAUUACUCGCGGUCAUCCUCACAACCACCCCGCAAGAACUUUCUCAGCAAGUCUCGCCUUCAUCCCUCCCUCAAACAGACAAUAUAGAACCUCUCAGACUUCUCUCACCCGAUACUGUCGCCGGAAAAGUCAACCUCACAGAGCACAAAGGAGGUAAAGGCGGUGGAGGCGGACGUGGAGGUAGUGGUCGCGGAGGAGGAAGCGGUGGAAAAGGAGGAGUAGGUGGAUGGUUUGAUGUUGGUGGGAAUGAUGACGGGGUCUCAGGGUCUUCAUACACAAUUUCUGGUCUGAGUGUGCAUCUGCUUCGUACUAUGCUACUAGGCAGCGUGGUGAUGAGUCUAUACCUGGCAGUUUGA
This is a messenger RNA of Cadophora gregata, 405 nucleotides long. RefSeq lists its product as uncharacterized. Bases 1 to 405 code for a protein of 134 amino acids. The record is from RefSeq and is a predicted model, not a curated record. The transcript has a single exon. Lineage: Eukaryota; Fungi; Ascomycota; Leotiomycetes; Helotiales; Ploettnerulaceae.